AUGAGAAUCACAGAAGUAAAAAGCACGACACGCGAACAACGUAUCGCACCUCAUACGCACAUUAAGGGGCUUGGUUUAAAUGAAGAAGGCAAAGCCUUUCAGCUUGGCGAUGGCUUUGUGGGGCAAAAUUCCGCGAGAGAGGCUUGUGGAAUUAUUGUUGAUUUAAUAAAAUCCAAGAAAAUGGCGGGCCGAGCUUUACUUUUGGCUGGCGCACCUGGCACUGGUAAAACCGCGAUUGCCCUCGCUAUAUCUCAAGAACUAGGUCCAAAAGUACCUUUUUGUCCAAUGGUUGGUAGUGAGGUAUACUCUUCAGAAGUUAAGAAAACAGAAGUAUUGAUGGAGAAUUUUCGGAGAGCGAUAGGUUUGAAGAUCAAAGAGACCAAAGAAGUUUAUGAAGGAGAAGUAACAGAACUUUCACCUGAAGAAGUAGAAAAUCCUUUGGGUGGAUAUGGAAAGACUUUAUCCCAUGUUAUCAUUGGACUUAAAACAGUCAAAGGAACAAAACAAUUGAAACUGGAUCCAAAGGCUAACACAGGAGCUGUAAAACGAGUCGGACGAUCUGACGCUUAUGCUACCGAGUUUGAUCUAGAAGCUGAAGAAUAUGUUCCUCUCCCAAAAGGUGAUGUUCAUAAGAAAAAGGAAGUUGUUCAAGAUGUUACGUUGAAUGAUCUGGAUAUAGCGAAUGCGCGACCACAGGGUGGACAAGAUAUUAUGUCUAUGAUGGGUCAAUUGUUAAAGCCGAAGAAGACUGAGAUUACGGAUAAAUUGAGAAAAGAGAUAAAUAAAGUAGUCAACAAAUAUAUAGAUCAAGGCAUCGCGGAGUUGGUUCCGGGAGUCUUAUUUGUGGAUGAG
This is a messenger RNA of Acaulospora colombiana, 852 nucleotides long. NCBI's taxonomy places the organism in Eukaryota, Fungi, Glomeromycota, Glomeromycetes, Diversisporales, Acaulosporaceae. The record is from the annotation of a GenBank genome assembly.